Molecule: messenger RNA, 5843 nt
Organism: Lepus europaeus (European hare)
Lineage: Eukaryota; Metazoa; Chordata; Mammalia; Lagomorpha; Leporidae
Gene: TSPOAP1
Product: TSPO associated protein 1
Exons: 27
Coding region: 557-4960 (1467 amino acids)
Biological process (GO): neuromuscular synaptic transmission
Cellular component (GO): mitochondrion
Molecular function (GO): protein binding
Source: RefSeq, a predicted model, not a curated record
GCGACCCUCCCUGAGCGUGGGGCUCAGGCGGCCCUUGUCCCCAGGGCCAGGAACCUACUCCAGACCCCCUGAACUUCGGGGUCCGGCUCCUCUCCAUCAUCCCAGGCAGGCCAGGCUGGGAGCAGGCUGCCCUGGGGCCCUGUUUCAGGUGCCAGCCCCUGCCCCUGGGCAUUCCCAGGCCGCGUCCCAGCAGGAUGUGGACAACACAGCGGUGGUCCUAGGGGAGCCAGAGGAACAGCAGAGGGUGCAGCAGCUGGAGUCGGAGCUCAGCAAGAAGCGGAAGAAAUGCGAGAGCCUGGAGCAGGAAGCCCGGAAAAAGCAGAGGCGAUGUGAGGAGCUGGAGCUGCAGUUGAGAGAAGCCCAGAACGAGAAUGCCCGCCUGGCGGAGGAGAACUCGCGGCUACACGGGAGAGCCACAGAGAAGGAGCAGGUGGAGUGGGAGAAUGCGGAGCUGAGGGGCCAGCUCCUGGGGGUGACGCAGGAGAGGGACUCAGCCCUUCGUAGGAGUCAGGGCCUGCAGAGCAAGCUGGAGAGCCUGGAGCAGGUGCUGAAGCAUAUGCGGGAGGUGGCCCAGCGGCGGCAGCAGCUGGAGGUGGAGCAUGAGCAGGCUCGGCUCAGCCUGCGGGAGAAGCAGGAGGAGGUCCGGAGGCUGCAGCAGGCCCAGGCAGAAGCCAAGAGGGAACAUGAAGGCGCCGUGCAGCUGCUGGAGUCCACCUUGGAUUCCAUGCAGGCUCGGGUUCGAGAGCUCGAGGAGCAGUGCCGGAGCCAAACCGAGCGCUUCAGCCUCCUGGCACAGGAGCUCCAGGCCUUCCGCCUGCACCCGGGCCCCUUGGAUCUGCUCACAUCUGCUCUGGGCUGCGGUGCCCUUGGGGACCAGCCACCACCCCCCUGCUGCUGCUCUACCCCCCAGCCCUGCCAGGGGUCUGGUCCCAAAGACCUGGACCUCCCGCCUGGCUCUCCUGGGCGCUGCACCCCGAAGUCUUCUGAGCCCGCCCCUGCCACUCUCACUGGAAUCCCUCGAAGGCCAGCCAAGAAAGCCGAGUCUCUCUCCAACUCCUCUCGCUCCGAAUCCGUCCACAACAGCCCCAAGUCAUGCCCUACGCCCGAGGUGGAUACCGCCAGCGAGGUGGAGGAGCUGGAGGCAGACAGUGUCUCCCUGCUCCCAGCAGCACCGGAGGGUGGCCGGGGAGGAGCCAGGAUCCAGGUCUUCCUGGCACGCUACAGCUACAACCCCUUCGAGGGCCCCAAUGAGAAUCCAGAGGCGGAGCUGCCGCUGACAGCGGGCGAGUACAUCUACGUCUAUGGCAGCAUGGACGAGGAUGGGUUUUUUGAAGGGGAGCUCAUGGAUGGCCGACGGGGCCUGGUCCCUUCCAAUUUUGUCGAGCGCGUGUCCGAUGACGACCUCCUGACCUCCCUGCCUCCGGAGCUGGCCGAUCUGUCCCACAGCUCAGGUCCCGAACUCAGUUUCCUGAGCGGAGCUGGGGGCGGCAGCAGCAGUGGGGGGCAGAGCAGCGGGGGCCGCAGCCAGCCCAGGCCCGAGGAGGAGGAGAAGGAGGACGCGGCGGAGGAGCUCAGUGGGAGCCCCCAGCCCGAGGGUCUGGGCGAGCCUCCCGCCGUGCCUUAUCCCCGCCGCCUGGAGGUUCUCAAGCAGCUGGCCCACAGCGUGGUGCUGGCCUGGGAGCCGCCGCCAGAGCGAGUGGAACUGCACGGCUUCCGUAUCUGCGUGAACGGGGAGCUACGUCAAGCCCUGGGGCCCGGGGCGCCCCCUAAGGCUGUGCUUGAGAACCUGGACCUGCGGGCCCGGCCCCUGCAUGUUUCUGUGCAGGCGCUGACCAGCAGGGGCGGCUCGGACCCUCUGCGCUGUUGUCUGGCCUUGGGUGCCGGGGCCGGGGUGGUCCCUAGCCAGCUGCGGGUCCAUAGGCUGACAGCCACGUCUGCUGAGAUCACCUGGGUGCCUGGCAACAGCAACUUGGCCCAUGCCAUCUACCUCAAUGGGGAGGAGUGUCCGCCUGCCCGCCCCAGCACCUACUGGACCACCUUCUGCAACCUGCGGCCUGGCACACUCUACCAGGCCCGAGUGGAGGCCCAGCUCCCACCCCGCGGGUCCUGGGAGCCAGGCUGGGAGAAGCCAGAGCAACGAGCUGCCUCCCUGCAGUUCACCACCCUCCCGGCAGGCCCACCUGAUGCCCCCCUGGAUGUGCAGAUCGAGCCAGGGCCCUCCCCUGGAAUCUUGAUCAUCAGCUGGCUUCCGGUCACCAUCGAUGCUGCCGGGACCUCCAACGGUGUCCGGGUCACGGGCUACGCCAUCUAUGCCGACGGGCAGAAGAUCAUGGAGGUGGCCUCGCCCACUGCAGGCAGCGUGCUGGUGGAGCUGUCCCAGCUGCAGCUGCUGCAGGUGUGCCGCCAGGUCACCGUGCGCACCAUGUCGCCCCACGGCGAGUCGGCUGACUCCAUCCCCGCUCCUGUCGCCCCGGCCCUGUCUCCAGCCUGCCUGCUUGCCAGGGUCUCCUGCUCCUCACCACGACCAAGCCCAGAGGCCAGACCACCUCCUGCUCCGGCCUCCCCAGGGCUUGGAGACCCCAGCUCUCCCCUCCGGUGCCCUGCUCCCCAUGGAACUCAAGAUCCACCGGGGGGGCCUCCAACAAGCCCUGGCAGAGAGACGCCAAGGGGACCCCGAGAGGAACCGCUAGCACCUUGCUCCCAGGGGGAAGUUGGGGAAACUGCUCUGGGCACUGCAGAGCGGGGCGCCGGCGAGCCAAGCCUGGCUGAGGGAGGCCCUGGCCCUGUGGCUCCCUCCCUGGCCAAGCAGGAAGCCGAGUGGACUGCGAGAGAGGCCUGCCUGGCCCCCUGCUCCAGGCAGGGGGCAGUGGUGCAGAGGACGCCUGGUACCGAGGCCUGCCGUGGAGGAGAUGCAGGGUCUGCGCUGAGAACUAGGGCCGAGAGGGAGGACACGGCAGAGCUCGGGGGUCGUCUGGUGAACCCCCUUGUGGAUCACGGCCGCAACUCAGACCUGUCAGAUAUCCAGGAGGAGGAGGAGGAGGAAGAAGAGGAAGAGGAGCUGGGUUCUAGGACCCGCUCCUUCCAGAAGCAGGUUGCUGGCGACAGCACCAGGGAGAGUGGGGCCAAGCCCCAGCCCGACCCCUUUUGUGAGACUGACAGUGAUGAGGAGAUCCUGGAGCAGAUCCUGGAGCUGCCCCUCCAGCAGUUCUGCAGCAAGGAGCUCUUUAGCAUCCCCGAAGAGGAGGAGGAGGAGGAGGAGGACGAGGAGGAGGAGCAGCGGCGGGCAGCCCAUUCUUCCAGAGCCCCUGGGCCGCCUGAACCUGCUCUGCUGGGGCUUGGCUGUGACGGCGGCCAGCCCCAAGGACCCGGCCUGUGUUCCUUGGCCGCGGAGCCCUCCAGGGGCGGGGACCGCCUGGAGGACGUGCCUGGCGUAGUUGGCGGAAGCAGCCGGAGGAGAGGAGGGGGCUCCCCGGAGAAGCCCCCGAGCCGCAGGCGGCCUCCAGACCCCCGUGAACACUGCAGCCGGCUCCUCAGCAGCGGCGGGCCCCAGGCUCCUGGGCGGCCGGGCCCCACGCGGGAGAGGGGCGGCUCCUCGGUGGUUGAGGGCACCAAGGUUGGCCUUGAGGCUGGCGGGAGAGGGCGGUCGGCUCCUUCCCGAAGGUGCCCGCGAGGCCGGGCCCCGGAAUCCGGCCUGGCCAGCUGCCUCUCCCCCAAGUGCUUGGAAAUCAGCAUCGAGUAUGACUCCGACGAUGAGCAGGAGGCGGCCAGUGGGGGCGUCAGCAUCAGCAGCUCCUGCUACCCUGGAGACGGGGAGGCCUGGGCCACUGUACCCGGAGUCAGGCCCAGGGGCCCUGUGAAGGCCAGUCCAGGCCCCAGCCCCUCCUCCCGCCUCCCAGCCUGGGAGAAAGGGGAGCUGGAACGGAGAGGCCGCAGCACGACUGGCAGAGCCAAGGAGCCCCCCUCCCGGGCAACAGAGCCUGGGGAACCCAGAACGCAGGACAGCUCUGGAAGGAGGGGCUUCCAGCGGAGAGGGGCCCGGGCCCCCCGGCCAGGUGCCACAGAGCUGGCCCCUCCAAGGAGCCCUCCAGAAGCACUGGCUUCCCAGGACCUGCCUAUCAGGGUCUUUGUGGCCCUGUUUGAUUAUGACCCCGUGUCGAUGUCACCCAACCCCGACGCUGGAGAAGAGGAGCUCCCGUUCCGGGAGGGCCAGGUCCUGAAGGUGUUCGGGGACAAGGAUGCCGAUGGCUUCUACCGGGGUGAAGGCGGAGGCCGCACGGGCUACAUCCCCUGCAACAUGGUGGCUGAGGUGGCCGUGGACAGCGCCGCGGGGAAGCAGCAGCUGCUCCAGCAGGGCUACCUGGCUGCAGAGGUCCUCCCCGAGGUCUCAGGAAAUGGUCCCUUUGUGUACUCCACAGCCCGCAUAGCUGGGCCUCCACCCAAGCCCCGCCGCGCCAAGAAAGCGGAGGCCGACAACCCUGCCCAGCCCGGUCCAGGGCCCCCCCAGCCAGUCCCCUCCGCUUGCCUGAAAUCCGCGCACUCCAUGGUGGCUGCGUUUGACUACAACCCCCGGGAGAACUCCCCCAAUAUGGACGUGGAGGCAGAGCUGCCCUUCCGGGCAGGGGACGUCAUCACCGUGUUCGGGGGCAUGGACGACGACGGUUUCUACUACGGGGAAUUGAAUGGACAAAGGGGCCUGGUUCCAUCCAACUUCCUGGAGGGCCCUGGGCCCGAGGCGGGAGGCCCAGACAGAGAGCCUGGGACGUCCCAGGCCGAGAUUCAGGACUGGGCCAGCAGCACACCAGGGCCCCUGAGGCUCCCCGGCUGGGCCUGUGUCCUCGGCACUGACAGUCCUGCUAGCAUCAAUCCGGGGCCGCCCCAGGGCACCAGUGAGACGGUCCGGGGCCUCCUCUCCAUGGGGAAGCAGCUGCUCAGGAGGCUGGGCUCUGGGAAGAAGGAGUGAAGCCGUGGCCCAUGCCGCAGGCCCGAGAGCCCUCCAGAGGCCCCCUGGGACCCCCAUGGCUGUCACGGCCGGGCCCAGGACACCUGCUCUUCUGCAUAAACAAGGGGGCGCUUGGUGAGGGUCAGGGCUAGACGGGUCCUUACAGGUGCGUCCUUGGCUGGGCCCUUCCUCCUGCCACAGGGGAAACUGAGCCUCACAGCGAGUAAGUAGCGUGGCCCCGGCCACCGAGCACCUCGGCCACGCCAGGCCCGGAUCCAGACUCCGGACUCCUACACUGGCCUGCUCAUCUGCUCCCGGUUCCCCACCACGCUGUGCAAGUCCCUCCUUGGGCCCCCCCAGCCCGGGCUGGGGAGCAUGAGGGGAGAAAGGGCCCAUUCCCUGUGGUGGCUCUGGCCGUCCCCAUGGUGUCUUCCCUGCCCCGAAGGAACGUGUGCCCUGGAAGCUCCCCAGGCCCCCGCGCUCGGGCAGGCGGUGAGCCGUGUAUAUAUUGUACAUACUCAGUGCCUCAGUCCAGCUUCCUCCCUCUGCUUCCCCACGCGGCCAAGUCCUUGCCAAAGUGGCCUGCCCCCACCCACAGUGCUCCACCACCCUGCCCAGGGCCUUCUGGCCCCGAGCCCCAGGGGCCAGUGAGCAGCAAGCAGGAGCUGGGUUUGCCUUAUUUUGCUCAUUGGAUUCAAGUUCUCGUUUGCAUCGUUUUCUUCUGGCCUCUGUCAGAUUCCAGGGCUGGGGGGAAGGACAGAUUUCUGCAGCUAUUUUCAUACAUUCCCUUACACACACAUAGUGGGGCGGGGCCUCUGCGCCCCCACCCCAGCCCCCAGCCCCUGCCCGUGCCUGGGUGAGCGUCUCUUGCAUGUUUCCUUUGCCAUGGUGGGAGAUCGUCUGA